AUGGCCAAGAUCCUAGAGAGGAAGACGAGGGAUAUUGGCCAAGUCAAUUGCAUCAAGGAUGGAGCAGGCCAACUCUUGGUGAAGGACGAGGAGAUUAAGCAUAGAUGGCGGGAGUACUUCGACAAGCUGUUCAAUGGGGAGAAUGAGAGUUCUACCAUUGAACUGGAUGACUCCUUUGAUGAGACCAGCAUGCGUUUUGUGCGGCGAAUCCAGGAGUCUGAGGUGAAGGAGGCUUUAAAAAGGAUGAAAAGAGGCAAGGCGAUGGGCCCUGAUUGUAUCCCCAUUGAGGUGUGGAAAGGUCUCGGGGACAUAGCGAUAGCCUAUGAUAAGAUACCGCGGAAUGUCAUGUGGUCGGCCUUGGAGAAACACAAAGUCCCAGCAAAGUACAUUACCCUCAUCAAGUACAUGUACGAUAAUGUUGUGACAAGUGUUCGAACAAGUAAUGUCGACACCGAUGACUUCCCGAUUAAGAUAGGACUGCAUCAGGGUACUACUAGGUGUGAGGAGGAGGAGGUUAGCCUUGAUGGCCAGGUGGUACCUCGGAAGGACACCUUUCGGUAUUUGGGGUCAAUGUUGCAGGAGGAUGGGGGUAUUGAUGAAGAUGUGAACCAUCGAAUCAAAGCCGGAUGGAUGAAGUGGCGCCAAGCUUCUGGCAUUCUCUGUGACAAGAGAGUGCCAGAAAAGCUAAAAGAACACAAAAGUUGUUUCAGGUCUAUUUGGGAGUUCAACGACAAUGAUUGCGGCUUCAGGGCGCUGGUCCUUAGGGGUACGUGCAUGAAGACUUUCUGGCUGUCAUCGACAAGGUCAUGUGGUAAAGUCAGAUGUUCUACAAACCUUGCUGGUUCUACCAAAUGCGAGCAAAACUUGCAUGGGAAGGUUAAACCCUUGCUGUUGUCAGCAAGUGGAAAAGCAAGGGGAACCUCUGGUUUGGUUCACAGAAGUGCAGUACUUAAACAUCAGCACCAUCUUUCUGUGAGAUCCACCUCUACCGAUGUAUGUACUACUUUUGAUGAAGAUGUCAAAGGUGUAUCUUCACAUGCUGUUGAGGAAAAGAUUGGAGUGCUGUUACUAAAUCUUGGUGGUCCAGAGACCCUCAAUGAUGUUCAACCAUUUUUGUUCAACCUCUUUGCUGAUCCAGAUAUCAUCCGACUCCCUAGGCUGUUCAGGUUUCUUCAAAGACCACUGGCCAAACUUAUUUCUACUUUUAGAGCUCCUAAGAGUAAAGAGGGGUAUGCCUCAAUUGGUGGUGGAUCACCUCUGCGGAAAAUUACCGACGAGCAGGCAAAUGCUUUGAAGGUUGCACUAAAAAGUAAGAACUUGGAAGCAGAUAUAUAUGUUGGAAUGCGUUAUUGGUACCCAUUCACCGAAGAAGCCAUCGAUCAGAUUAAGAAGGAUAAAAUUACGAAGCUUGUGGUUCUUCCACUAUACCCUCAAUACUCCAUAUCAACAAGCGGGUCUAGUAUCCGCGUUCUCCAAAACAUUGUCAAGGAAGAUCAAUACUUUGCUGGCUUGCCAAUUUCCAUUAUUGAAUCUUGGUACCAGCGCGAGGGCUAUGUGAAAUCAAUGGCUGACUUAAUUGAGAAGGAACUAUCAGUUUUUACGAAUCCUGAAGAGAAAUUUCCUUGGGCCUGUGCUUUAGAAUUUUUACAGGCCCCUGCCUCUGGAGUCUGGACAGUUAUGAUAUUCUUCAGUGCACAUGGAGUACCACUUACCUAUGUUAAGGAUGCUGGAGAUCCAUACAGAGAUCAGAUGGAAGACUGCAUUGCUUUGAUCAUGGAGGAGUUGAAAUCCAGAGGAACCUUGAAUGACCAUACUCUGGCUUACCAGAGUCGCGUGGGACCAGUUCAAUGGCUUAAGCCAUAUACUGAUGAAGUUUUAGUUGAACUUGGUCAAAAGGGUGUAAAGAGUCUCCUGGCUGUCCCAGUAAGCUUCGUUAGCGAGCAUAUUGAGACACUGGAGGAAAUCGACAUGGAGUACAGGGAGUUGGCUCUAGAGUCGGGCAUUGAGAACUGGGGCAGGGUUCCAGCUCUUGGAUGCACUUCAUCCUUCAUCUCGGAUCUUGCUGAUGCUGUCGUCGAAGCCCUUCCAUCUGCCUCUGCGAUGACGACCAGAAAGGUCAAGGAUACUGACUCUGACAUGGAUAUGAUGCAUUACCUGACCAAGAUGUUCUUCGGCUCGGUCCUGGCCUUCUUCCUGCUGUUAUCACCGAGGCUAGUUUCCGCUUUCCGGAAUACUCUUCAUUGA
Triticum turgidum subsp. durum (durum wheat) is the source of this 2244-nucleotide messenger RNA. Lineage: Eukaryota; Viridiplantae; Streptophyta; Magnoliopsida; Poales; Poaceae. The record is from the annotation of a GenBank genome assembly.